Molecule: messenger RNA, 1134 nt
Organism: Gopherus evgoodei (Goodes thornscrub tortoise)
Lineage: Eukaryota; Metazoa; Chordata; Testudines; Testudinidae
Product: actin-85C-like
Exons: 1
Coding region: 1-1134 (377 amino acids)
Source: RefSeq, a predicted model, not a curated record
AUGUUUGAUCCUAAAAUUUUAGAUAUCCCAGCUGUGAUAUUUGACAACGGAUCUGGAUUAUGCAAGGCUGGUAUUGCAGGGGACAGUGCACCAAGGUCAGUUAUUACAGCAAUUGUUGGUCGCUCGAAAGCCAAAGCAACGAUGCUAGGAGCAGGACAGAAGGAAUUUUAUGUUGGAGAAGAAGCCCAGUCCAAAAGGGGUGUCUUAAGUUUGAAUUAUCCAAUCGACCACGGCAUAGUUACGUCCUGGGAUGACAUGGAGAGGAUCUGGAGACAUGUCUACGAGUGUGAGCUGAGACUCAAAGCUAGUGACAGACCAGUGCUACUGACGGAGGCCCCACUCAAUCCCCUACAGAACCGGGAAAAAAUGACUGAGAUCAUGUUUGAAGGCUUUAAGGUGCCUGCCAUGUAUGUUGCAGUGCAGGCAACGCUGGCACUCUAUGCCUCAGCACGCACCACGGGGAUAGUAAUGGACAGUGGAGAUGGAGUUACCCACACAGUACCCAUCUAUGAAGGAUACUGUUUACCCCAUGCAGUUUCCAGGCUGGAUAUCGCAGGCAGGGAUAUCACUGAAUACUUCAUGAGACUCCUUUUGGAAAGCGGCCACUCCUUCGUGAGCACAGCUGAGAGGGAGAUCGUUAAAGACAUCAAGGAGAAGCUGUGCUACGUGGCUUUAGAUCCCAUCAAAGAAAUGAAAGCAAAGCCAGAAGAAAUCCUCAAAGAAUACAAACUGCCAGAUGGAAAUAUCAUUAAGAUAGGCAAUCAGCUCUUUCGAGCCCCGGAGACCCUUUUUAUGCCCGCUAACAUUGGUAUCGAAGCCCCUGGCGUGCACAAAAUGAUCUUCAACAGUGUGAUGAAAUGUGACAUUGAUGUUCGCAGGGAUCUUUACGGCAACGUGCUUCUUUCCGGUGGGUCCACCCUAUUUCCUGGACUGGAUGAACGGAUCCUGAGGGAGAUGCAGCGGCAGGUGCCCAUCGGGAUGGUCGUACGGAUCAUAGCACCGCCGGAGAGGAAGUACUGUGUGUGGAUCGGGGCCUCCAUCCUCACUUGCUUGUCAUCUUUUAAAGAAAUGUGGGUCACCGUCAGUGAUUAUAAAGAGUUUGGUGCCGCUGUAGUACACAGAAAAUGCUUUUAA